This is a messenger RNA of Loa loa (African eye worm), 922 nucleotides long. RefSeq names its product obelix. Bases 117 to 740 code for a protein of 207 amino acids. The record is from RefSeq and is a predicted model, not a curated record. The transcript is spliced from 4 exons. NCBI's taxonomy places the organism in Eukaryota, Metazoa, Nematoda, Chromadorea, Rhabditida, Onchocercidae. Gene Ontology annotation, molecular function: RNA binding; translation initiation factor activity. Gene Ontology annotation, biological process: translational initiation. Gene Ontology annotation, cellular component: nucleus.
AAAUUUCAGAACUUUUCGGCAUCCUGGCUAUCGCUGUGUUGUCACAUUCAUCAUAUAACAAUUGUGGUCCUAGUACAAGCAUACAAGCAUUAUUCUUAUCAUCUCCAGUAUUAACCAUGUCUCUCGCUACAAAGAAACGUUUUGUGAUGAAACAAGCGGAAAGUGAAUUGUUCUUGCCAAAGGAGAAUGAAAUUAUCGCACGUGUUUUGACUUCUCCCGGAAGGAAUCUACACGAGGUGGAUGAUGAAAAGGGUGAGACAUAUUUAGUAAGCAUGCCAAGGAAAUUCAGAGAGACAAUUUACAUCAAACGAGGCAGUUUCGUCUUUGUGGUACCGAUAAGCGAAGGUGUCAAAGUGAAGGCAGAAAUUACGCAAAUUUUGGAUAAAGAAAAUGUUUUAUACCUAAGAGAGCUUAAAAUGUGGCCCAAAAGAUUUGAAAUAUAUGCAGAAAGUAUAACUCGUGAAGCAAAGAGAGGUAUUGUUGCUGGCAGUACAAAAAAGCAUGACGUUAUUGAUGAAGAUAUGCUACCACCCAGUGACACGGAUGAUGACAGUGAAUGUGACACGAGUAAUGACGAUAAUGAAAAGCAGGAUGGCGACAGCUCGGCGGACGGUUUUUCCGAUCUAGAAGAAAGUGAAGAAUUGGGAGAUGACGAAGCGAAAGAUAGCGACGAGGAAGAAUCACAUAGUGAUGAUCUUGCUUUCAAAAUAUAUAAUCCAAAUCGAUUAAGACGAUUAUAAUUUUUACUGUUCCUUUCUCCGAAUUUGACUAGUCUUGAAAUUCUAGAUGUUUUUGUUAUCCAUGAAAUAAUGAUAUGAUUCUUAAUAUUUCUUUCUCUGACAACUUUUCUUGAUAAACCAGUAUAAUAUCUUUUAGCAGUCAUUUUCCACUGCGAAUUGUUAUGAAAUUUCCGUGUUUUGUU